Messenger RNA from Phytophthora nicotianae INRA-310, 3064 nucleotides. RefSeq lists its product as hypothetical. The transcript has 4 exons. Lineage: Eukaryota; Oomycota; Peronosporomycetes; Peronosporales; Peronosporaceae. The record is from RefSeq and is a predicted model, not a curated record. The coding region runs from base 610 to 2847 and encodes 745 amino acids.
AAGAUAAAAGUGUACCCUUUCAAACCCGUUCGGUGAACGCAAGUAUCAUUCAGCAGAGGACCCCCUUGUUUCCCAGACAGUGAGCCCAUUGCCGACAGGAUGGCCGACGCGACGCUGUACCGCACCGCUGGCCACCCAGAGAAGGCCCGACUGGUUUUCAACGCCCAGCUGCACCAACAGCUCAAGAAUAUCGCCAAGAACCGCGAGAUCUCGGCCGUGCCGGGGGCGCCCACCAUCUCUAGCAAUGGCAGUAUGCGCCCCACACAGCCCAUGGUGCUCAAUGGCGCCGGUCGCUCCACAGAGCUCAAUGGAUGGAGCCUGGAGAAGAAGAUGAUGGCGCUGGCUGAGGCACUGGACCUGCUACGCCGCCCAUUCUUCUUCUACCUGGACUUCGGCACAGCGGCGGCAGCCGAGGCUUCGAACGGAGGCAGUGCAGGAGCCUCGGGGGACCGCAAACUCACCUACCACUCGUACUUUAACAAGAUGCUGCCACUGCACGUGGGUCAGACUGUUUUGCUUGACUUGUGGUACGUAAACUGGCGAGAAAUUGACUUCUUAACGUGUUUUUGACGGCAUUUUGAUACUCUUGCGAAUGAUAGGGACUAUUUGAUGGACAUGGUCGACCACGUACCUGUGCGCAAUCGUUGCCGCGCGCUGUAUAUGCAGGCGGCGGUGUAUAUCUGCCGUCGUGUGGAGUUUAUCGAGGGUUACCCACUCGACGGACAGCAGGUGCACCUAGACUCGCUCGUGUCGAAGCGAUACAUUCGCUUAUUGGAGCGAAGUGUGCGCUUCUGCUCGGUCAAGAUCCGCAAGGCGCGAUUCAUGGCCGAGGAGCAUCGAUUCUUCGUCGCACAUAUCUACACAGCGGUGUAUUUCCGCUUCCCGUUCGCCACUCCGAAGCUGCUGGAAGCUGUACUACAAUGCACGGAAAAACUCGAGGGGAGGGGAGAAGCAAGCAGCGUAACUAGCAACGGAUCGAGUAGAAAUCUGAAUGGGGUGAAGAAUGACGCCCGUCCUCCCAAGACGAAGCAUCGACGGGCACACCGGGGGAGCAUUUCCGGCAGUUUGCGCAGCCCCCGACAGUAUCGUCGCCACUGGAACGAUCUCUCAGAAUCCAAGUGUCGACCAGACCGUAUCAGUGGCGUCGACUUGCAGCUCGAGAUCUUCUCGUCUUUUUCAGAGUACAAGUCGAACCGCGGCACAGAUCGACUGGUGGUGCCUGUGAAAGGUGGCGGCACACCGGGAAUCCCGCAGGAUAUGCUGAAGAAGGGUUCCAGUAACAAAUCCGUCGCUGCUGCGCUCGAAGCAGUGUUCCAGCAGGGCAUGAACCGCGUUGGUGAGGAACAAGAAGUGACCUUUAUUUACCAGCUCCCGUUGCUGUAUAUCGGCCACAAGCUGCAGAAUGACGCGUUUGUGAAGUUGACCGUGACAACUCAAGACAAGAUCGAGGCUGGGCUGGAUCUCUUUAUCGACCGGGUUAAAUCGCCGGGCAGAGACGACCUCAUGGCGGUGACGUUCGUGGCAGCUGUAUUGAGUGAUGUGAGCAGUUGGUGCAACCACCGCUAUGCAGACGGUCGUAUUCUGUGGCAUUGCGUGCCUGGAUACUUUGCACUCGUGCGCUUGUACGUGGCAGUUUUUGAGCGGAUGUGUCAACGGCGUGCGCGGUCUAGUGCAGGAGCUUCGUCCAUGCCUUCAGUGAACCGUAUCCUUUCCAUUAUCGAGGGCAAGGCGAGCGAUCCCUGGGAAGACUAUUGGAAUGAUCGGGAGAUUGAAACUGUGCUGGAUGCAGGCAGCGAGGUGCUCAAGAAUGAAGCGCUGGUCAAUGUGCUUAUGCAGGUGAUCCUGGAAAGCACCAACAUCCUCGAUCCUACGAGUGUCAAUUACUCGUUUGGAAUUCUGCAACGUAUGCUCGAGGUCGCUUCGAUGGCUGCAAUGCCUGCCGCAACGGAGAUUGGGUCGCCUGGAAAAUUCGGCGGUCGAGUUCGUCACUGUCUAGGAGCGGCGUUCGAUGGAGACUACUUUUUGAACAGCAUGCGCAGCGCUCUGCAGUCGUCGCAUGUUCAAACGCUUCUGAAAGUUCUCACAUGCAUCUACAACUGCAUUGAUCUGCUGCCGACUGCUGCUCGCAAACGACUUGUCGCUGAACUCAUCCUGCGCGAGAACUUCUUCCAUUUCUUUCUGCAUUGGAACGAAGAGAUUCGGAAGAUUUUCUCCUACAUGAUCGUGUUUAAAACUUCGGCGUCAAACCGAUUAGACCUGCCCAGUGCAUCUGACCGGAUUCUACUUGCACAGACCCCAUUCUUCGAGGUUGGCCCACAAUCUAGGUCCAACGGCUCAAGUUUGUCGGCUGCAUCGCCUGCACUCAGCUACUUAAGUCACCUGAGUGAGCUAGCUCAGGCCAUGCUGCGCCCCACUGCAGACAGUGAAAUGGAUCCGGCGAAGAAAGCUGCCGUGGGCAAGAAGGCUCUUCAACGUUUAAAGAAUUGGGACGCUAGUGCUCGAUUGAAGCGUACCCGUAGCGGUGGGGAUGCUGUCUUUCGGGACAGCCUCGUUGACGAAGAACUAUCAGUGGAUCUUUCUAUCGCCAGCAAACUGGACGCGAAUUUCAAGAUGAUUGCCGAGCAAAUGGAUCCGACGAAACAUCAACGUGAGAGUCAAGAGAAUGGAGAACAUGCGCGUGCCAAACGGUAUUUCCCUCGGGAGCUGGAAGCUUACGCUGAACGUGCGUUAUCGCAGUACGUUUUGGUGCUCUGGGAGUACUACGAGGCAGCGUUCGAGAACCCAGCGAAGAUGCCAGUCGCACCGUCACUGGAGUUCACGAUUUCCGUGCCGUUCUUCUCCGAUUAAUCCGACAAAGUGAGUGUAUUACUAGUAUGUAGACGUACACUAGGCGACUCGUUGACUGAUACGCAAGUGCACGGGGCUCCAGCUAGACUUGAGCGUAGAGACUGAGCUGGCGGAACAUUUCCUUGCUGCUGUACACUGUAGUUGUUGCUCCCGCUGACACAUAGAAGCAAGCAUAUCAGUCAGUCACCAAUUCAUAUACUUUUUGAGCAAAUUUCAA